UGACCAAGUUCACUCCUGGACACUAGUCACAAGCCAAGCCUUAGAUGCCACAUGGAGAAUAGCAAAGGGGUCCGUGAUGUUGGCAGUGUCAUUUCUGGUGGCCACUCUGUGCUACUUCAGAAGGCUGCACUUGUAUUUAGGGCACCGGCUCAAAUGGUGGAUUGGAUAUCUGCAGAGGAAAUUCAAAAGGAACCUCAGUGUGGCGGCGGAAGUUGACUUACUCAGUUAUUGUGCAAGAGAAUGGAAAGGGGAAACGCCCCGAGCCAAGCUGAUGCGGAAGGCUUAUGAGGAACUGUUCUGGCGGCGUCACGUUAAGUGUGUUCGUCGAGUAAAGAGCGAUAACUACGACGCGCUAAGGUCCGUGCUGUUUCAGAUAUUCAGCCAGGGCCUCUCUUUCCCAUCCUGGAUGAAAGAAAAAGACAUCGUGAAGCUUCCCGAAAAACUGCUCUUUUCACAAGGUUGUAAUUGGAUCCAGCAAUACAGUUUUGGUCCUGAGAGGUAUACAGGUUCAAAUGUGUUUGGAAAAUUACGUAAAUGUGUGGAAUUAUUGAAAACGCAGUGGACUCACUUCAGUGGAAUUAAGGAUUAUCACAAGAGAGGGAGUAUGUGCAACAUCCUUUUUUCUGAUGCCAGUCUGGAAUAUAAACUGUAUGAAGCUUUAAAGUUCAUCAUGCUCUAUCAAGUCACCGAAGUUUACGAACAAAUGAAGAUGAAAAAGGUCAUUCCCAGUCUUUUUAGACUCCUGUUUUCCCGGGAAACAUCAUCUGAUCCUUUGAGCUUCAUGAUGAAUCACCUAAAUUCUGUAGGCGACACAUGUGGACUAGAGCAGAUUGAUAUGUUUAUACUUGGGUACACCCUUGAAGUCAAGAUAAAAGUGUUCAGACUGUUCAAGUUUAACUCCAGGGACUUUGAAGUCUGCUACCCAGAGGACCCACUCCGGGAGUGGCCAGAGAUCUCCCUGCUGACCGAGAAUGACUGCCACUACCACAUUCCCGUCUUUUAAGUCUGGCAUGUACCGGGCACCUGCCAAUGACAGUGGUCACGCUCCCAAGGAAAACGAUUGUGGAAAACCAAAGCUAGUGUCACAGCCACUGACGGAAUUAUUAGGGCAUUCUUCUUUGGAGUUACAGGUACACUGGAUGCACCUGCAUACAAGGGACUUUUCUUUGUUUUUCAGUGAUUUCCUCCAAAGUAGCUGCACUGAUAUCUGUGUGGGUUGCUGGUUUGUCCUCGUUCAUAGGGCUGUGGUCACUUCACACAUGGCGGGCCUCUAAGAGCACGAGAACGUUUAAUUUGGACAAGAACAACAACAGGAAAAAAUAGAGAAGAAAAUGAGUAGGGAAAAGAACUAGCCGAGAAAGAAUGAAUUUCUUUAUCUCUUAACGUUUAUGUCUUCUUCAAGAAUCUUGUCUUUGGUUGAUUUUGGAUCCUCGUAAAUAUGGCCUUAUUUUGUAAGCAUUACCUUCCCAGGAAUCUCUGUGGCAUAUCGAUUUUCUAGAACCACUUGAUUAACUGUAAAAUUAUGUGCGUGUGUGCAUAUAUAUACACUCACACAUGCUCAUAUGUAUAGUUUUAUACAUGCAUAGAUAAACACAUACACACAAAGAACCACUACUUCGUAAUGUUGUACAAUUUAUUUUAUAUCUCUACAUUUUUUGUUACUGUAGCAUCUGGCCAGUUUAAUACAUUUUACAUAGAUAAAAGAUAAAUUCUGUACAUUAAGGCAACCGAAUGACAAUUAUUGAACUGCCAUGAAAAUAUUAAACUGUGGUGUAGUUACAUAUGUAAUUAAUGUUUGGUAGGCAGAAUCAUGGCCCCCGCUUCCUACAGAGAUGUUACAUCCUAAUCCCCCAAACCUGUGACUAUAUUGGGUUGAAUGGCAAAGGAGAAGAAGGAUGCGGGUAGAAUUAAGGUACUAAUCCACUAACCUCGAAAAAGGGAGAUUAUUCUAGGUUCAACCAGUAUAAUCCCAAGGGUCCUUAAAAGUAGAAGAGGGACUUGGACGAGUGUCAGAGUCAGAGGGAAAUGAGGAAUCCGGAAGCACAGUCAGAAGGAGAUGCAACAUGGCUGGUGCUGAAGAUGCAAGAAGGAGCCAUGAGCCAAGGAAUAAGGUAGCUGGAAGCUGGAAAAAGCAGGGGCACAGAUUCCCGCCUGGGGCUUCCAGGGAGGAGCUCAGCCUGCCAGGGCCUGGGUUUCAGCCCCGUAAGACCUGCGUUGGACCUCUGACCUCCAGAACUGUGAGAUAGUGAAUUUGUGUUGUUUAAGUCACUAGGUUUAUGGUAAUAUGUUACAGCAACUAAUUCCUGGUCAUCUUUAUUUUGGAAAUACUUUUCUCGUUUAUUUUGGUAGUCUUUAUUUUGGAGGUACUUUGCUAGUCUGUUGUGAAUUUUAAUAAAUACAAAAUAACUUUUAAAA
Molecule: messenger RNA, 2415 nt
Organism: Pteropus alecto (black flying fox)
Lineage: Eukaryota; Metazoa; Chordata; Mammalia; Chiroptera; Pteropodidae
Gene: OTULINL
Product: OTU deubiquitinase with linear linkage specificity like
Exons: 7
Coding region: 77-1003 (308 amino acids)
Biological process (GO): protein linear deubiquitination
Cellular component (GO): cytoplasm
Molecular function (GO): cysteine-type deubiquitinase activity
Source: RefSeq, a predicted model, not a curated record